Messenger RNA from Beta vulgaris subsp. vulgaris (sugar beet), 1320 nucleotides. Its product is annotated as RING-H2 finger protein ATL34. Bases 169 to 1032 code for a protein of 287 amino acids. The record is from RefSeq and is a predicted model, not a curated record. The transcript has 2 exons. Lineage: Eukaryota; Viridiplantae; Streptophyta; Magnoliopsida; Caryophyllales; Amaranthaceae.
UGGCACCUAAUCAACUAAGAUUUGCAAAGAUACAUACACCUAGAAAACAACAUAUCUCAAGGCAUAUAUCACUACAUGCCAACAACUAAUCCAAACACAAUUUAACACUACUACAAAGCUUCAUUUGUUUACCAAACUUUUCCUACCAUAUGUUGUUCACAACUAACAAUGGGAAAAAAAUCACUUUUUCUUCUUCUUCUAGUCAUCUCACCUUCUUUAGUAGCUGCUGAUAAGGGGAAAUCCGCAUGGUGGUCGACCCCUCUCAUUAUAGUCCUCUACAUAGGAUUCUUUGUAUUCGCGGCGGGUGUCGCAAUUUGCGUACGGCGUUACCGCGAACGCCACCUCCACCACCACGACAUUCCGCGUGCACCCGGAUUAUACCCGGAGGAGAUAGAGUCACUUCCCUCGCUGAGAUUCUCGGAGAUGAAACUGGUGCAUGAGCUGGGAAAGGAGGAUAAGCAGGUAGAGUGUGCCGUGUGUUUGAGCGAGUUUAAGGAUCAAGAGGUUCUCCGCAUAUUGCCUGAUUGCUUUCACGUCUUUCAUCCUGAUUGCAUUGCGCCAUGGCUUGCUACUCAUUUCACGUGUCCUGUAUGCAGAUCCAGCUUGGAGCACAGGCAGGGAUCUAGUGUGAGCAUGUCCUCCAUAUUUGAUAGUACUUCAGGUCCAUUUUCCCAAAGAUUUGAUCAUAGUGGUGAUCAACAUGAUAAUCAUGAUGACGAUCAUCAUGUAACAGUAGAUAUUGAUGAUCAAGGGUCCUCAUCUUCACAUUUAGAAGUGAAUCUAGAAGAUCCGCCAGAUUCCAACGGCAUUAAAAUAUUACCUAGGUCUUACUCAACGGGUGACUUGGUUGUUCACAUGGCAGAGAAUAUUAUUAGUAUCACAAGGAGCACUUCUUUGAGCUCAUUUUUUCCCAAACAAGAUAGUCCAAAGAGUGACUAUCGGACAGUCGUUAUUAAGGCAGAGCAUUGGAGUUGCAAGUCUCCCAAAUCAGCCAUAUCAAAUUGCCAUGAGACAUCAACUUCGGAGUCCUAGGGUGGGGCUUGGUAGUGUGGAAAAGGCUACGUCUAUGAUGUGAGUAAUUUACCCACUAGAGAUGGAUAAUUAAUGAAAUAUUUUUUGCGAUUCACUAUACAUAACGUCUAUUUCUAGUGAGCAUAUUACCUACUAAAUAGAUAUUGUUUUUUCCAUAGAGUAACUCACACUUCGAACUCUAUGCCGUAUGCGCUUACAAUUGUAUUUGAGUGUUUAUAUAUAGGUGUAAAGAUGGAGUCAUUUUAGGACACUUAAAAUUAUUGGAGAAAUUUUUCAAAUUGUACAGUA